Molecule: messenger RNA, 724 nt
Organism: Protopolystoma xenopodis
Lineage: Eukaryota; Metazoa; Platyhelminthes; Monogenea; Polystomatidea; Polystomatidae
Source: the annotation of a GenBank genome assembly
UGAUGACUAUUUACUAUGGAAGUUGAGUAAACAAUCGCAAGCGCCUGACUCAAUGAUGGAGGGAAUGCAACCCCCUCAGAUAUAUGUGGAAAGAACUCUAGCAAUUAUUAAACCGGACGCGAUUUCUAAGGAAAAAGAAAUUGAAGAGUUUAUCCUCUCUAAAGGCUUUAGUAUUAUUCAGAAGCGCAAAGUGAAGUUAUCACCAGAACAAGCAAGCGAAUUAUACUCAGAGCAUUUUGGCAAAAUAUUCUUCUCUUCUCUUGUAACCUUCAUGAGCAGCGGCCCAAUCGUUGCACUUGUGAUGGCUAAGGAAAAUGCAAUCUCAUACUGGAGGGAGUUAAUUGGCCCAACUAAUUCCAUAAAGGCGAAGACUGUAGCACCUGAGAGGCAUUUUUAUUUUUUAUUUAACUUUGUAUACAGUCUAAGAGCAAAAUACGGAACUGACGACCAGCAAAACGCUCUACACGGAAGUGAUAGCUUUUCAUCUGCCGAAAGAGAGAUCCGCUAUUUCUUCCCUGACACUAUAAUCGAACCCAUACCAAUACGCUUCGCCGCAAAAGACUAUCUUGCAAGAAACGUCAAUCCCACACUUUUAAAAGGCCUUACUGAAGUUUGUAAAAACAAGCCAAAGGACCCAAUCCUUUGGCUAGCUGACUGGCUCAUGGAAAAUAAUCCGAACAGACCACAUAUAAAUGAACAACCGAGGGUCAACUCGCCAUGCUAG